Messenger RNA from Syzygium oleosum, 3411 nucleotides. Its product is annotated as protein argonaute 7. Gene Ontology annotation, molecular function: protein binding; RNA binding. Gene Ontology annotation, cellular component: cytoplasm. The transcript is spliced from 3 exons. Gene Ontology annotation, biological process: regulatory ncRNA-mediated post-transcriptional gene silencing. Bases 119 to 3175 code for a protein of 1018 amino acids. The record is from RefSeq and is a predicted model, not a curated record. Lineage: Eukaryota; Viridiplantae; Streptophyta; Magnoliopsida; Myrtales; Myrtaceae.
CAGAAACUGAAAGCCCAUCUCUCUCUCUCUCUCUCUCUCUCUCUCUCUCUUCCUUAUUAUAUGCCGCAUCUGCUGCUUCUACUUACUCUCACCACCCUGUCUCGCUGUGAAUCGAGCCAUGGAAGAGACUGAGGAGUCGAAGGCCAACAAGAAAUGCAGCACCAAGACAAGAACUUUCAGGAGCCCCAUCAAGAACCAUCAUCGCCAGCAUCAACCUCAGCUGUUGCAACACUCCAACAACAAUCAGCUAGGGCUCGGAGGACUGUGUAGCCAGACCCAGUGCUACCAGGCCUAUUAUCCUGCUCUGCUUCCUCUGCCUCCUCCUCCAACACUUCCCCGACUCGCUUCACCUCCAUCGCUCUCUCACGGUCGGACUCGCAACCAGUGCUUGAGUUCGAAGGCCCUGGUGAAGAAGUCCUCUCACAAGCUCAAUAGCCCUCCUCCUCUCGCCACAUCCUCCGAGACCCAGGUCCCAAAUGCCACAGUCACUCCAGCUCCACGGAGGGUUCAGAGGCAAACCAGUGUGAAGGAAGAAAAUGGAAGAAGGCUGUUUGGUGUCGUACCACCAGAAGCAAUGGCCGUUGCCAGGAGACCAGAUUCUGGCGGCGUGGAGGGCCCGGUUAUCCCGCUUCUUGCCAACCAUUUUCUAGUCCAAUUCGACCCGGCCCAGAGAAUUUACCAUUACAAUGUUGAAAUCACCCCGAGCGCCCCCAGGGAAGUUGCCCGGGCAAUCAAGCGACAGCUAGUGAAAGACAACUCGGCGAUAUUUUCCGGGGCUCUUCCCGCGUUUGACGGCCGGAAGAAUCUCUUCAGCCCGGUGGAGUUUCAGAACGACAGGCUCGACUUCUUCAUUAGCCUGCCGAUCCCCACGAGCAAGUUGAUGCUGCCAUCUAGUAAUUCGGAGGUCAAGCAUCACAAGCACAAGCUGUUCCGGAUAAACAUGAAGCUCGUGUCGAAGCUCGAAGGGAAGGGACUGGGCAGCUACUUGAGCAAGGAGGAAGAUGAUUGGGUUCCGCUUCCUCAGGACUACCUCCAUGCCCUGGACGUCGUGCUGCGGGAGAGCCCCGCGGAGAAGUGCAUACCCGUGGGCCGUUCGAUGUACUCGAGCUCCACGGGUGGGAGCAAAGGAAUCGGGGGAGGAGCUGUUGGAGUUAGGGGUUUCUUCCAGAGCCUACGGCCGACGCAGCAAGGUCUUUCGCUCAACGUCGAUUUCUCGGUGACGGCAUUCCAUGAAAGCAUCGGAGUGAUCCCCUAUUUGGAGAGGCGACUCGAGUUCCUUAGAGACCUUUCGCAGAGGAAGACCAGGAGCCUGAAUGUCGAAGAAAGGACGGAAGUCGAGAAGGCUUUGAAGAACAUCCGAAUCUUCGUUUGCCAUAGAGAAACUGUCCAGCGAUACCGGGUCUAUGGCUUGACCGAGGCGCCGACCGAAAAUCUCUGGUUUGUGGACCGGGAUGGCCAAAAUCUAAAGCUGGUGAGUUACUUCAAGAACCACUAUAACUAUGACAUAGAGUUCAGGUACUUGCCGUGCUUACAGACGAGUAGAAGCAAACCAUGUUAUCUUCCAAUGGAGCUAUGCGUGAUUUGUGAGGGCCAGAAAUUUCUCGGGAAACUUUCUGACGAUCAGACCGCGAGAAUACUCAAAAUGGGUUGCCAAAGGCCAAAAGAGCGAAAAGCGAUCAUCGAUGGAGUGAUGCGAGGACCGGUUGGACCAACGAGCGGCAACCAGGAAAGAGAGUUCAAUCUCCAGAUUUCAAGAGAGAUGACGCGAGUAAACGGUCGAAUCUUGCAACCUCCAAAACUAAAACUAGGUGAGCAUGGCCAUAUAAGGAAUCUAGUUCCGUCUCGCCCAGACCGGCAGUGGAACCUCGUGGAUAGCCAUGUUUAUGAAGGAAUUCGGAUAGAAAAAUGGGGCCUCAUAAGCUUCGGAGGAACCCCGGAUCAGAAGUCGAGCAUUUCGAAAUUCAUCGCGCAGCUCUCCCAAAGAUGCGAACAGCUAGGCAUAUAUCUCAGCAAGAAUCCGGUUAUUACCCCUCAAUUCGAACCGAAUCACGUGCUCAACAAUGUUGUUCUUUUGGAGUCUAAGCUCAAGAAGAUCCACAAAGCUGCAGAUAACAACCUCCGACUACUCCUGUGCGUAAUGGAGAAGAAACACAGAGGAUAUGCAGAUCUAAAGCGAAUUGCCGAGACAACCAUCGGAGUUGUAAGCCAGUGUUGCUUGUACUCCAACCUCGGAAAGUUGAAUUCCCAGUUUCUCGCAAACUUGGCACUCAAGAUAAAUGCCAAAGUAGGAGGAUGCACGGUCGCUCUUUACAAUUCAUUACCCUCCCAAAUCCCGCGGCUUCUCCAUCAAAAUGAGCCGGUGAUAUUUAUGGGUGCCGACGUGACUCAUCCGCACCCGCUUGAUGACUUCAGCCCGUCUGUUGCCGCUGUCGUUGGCAGCAUGAACUGGCCAGCUGCCAACAAGUAUGCAUCGAGAAUGAGGUCUCAAACCCAUAGACAAGAAAUAAUCCAGGAUCUCGGGGACAUGGUGGGGGAAUUACUAGAUGAUUUCCAACUCGAAGUCAAGGAGCUGCCCAGUCGAAUAAUCUUCUUUAGAGACGGUGUGAGCGAGACUCAGUUCCACAAAGUCCUUAAAGAGGAGUUGCUCGCCAUUAAGAAAGGCUGUGCGCGAUUCCCUGGCUAUAGGCCAACCGUAACAUUCGUAGUCGUUCAGAAGAGGCACCACACGAGGCUAUUUCCCGAUGAUGCCGAUUUUUCCUCUACCAGAAACCAGGUCUUUGACGAGAACAUCCCACCUGGGACAGUGGUGGACACUGUAAUAACUCAUCCGAGGGAGUUUGAUUUCUACUUGUGUAGCCACUCGGGAGUAAAAGGAACUAGCCGGCCGGCUCACUACCACGUACUGGUGGACGAGAACGAGUUCACGUCCGACGAGCUCCAGAAGCUGGUCUAUAAUCUGUGCUACACGUUCGUGAGGUGCACUAAGCCGGUGUCGUUGGUGCCCCCAGCUUACUACGCCCAUUUGGCUGCCUACAGAGGCAGGCUAUACCUCGAGCGAUCAGAGACGUUGGGCCACAUGAGAAACGGGUCUCAACUGUCCCGAGCCGCCCCUCCGAAAGCCACGCCUCUACCGAAACUCAGCGAAAAUGUGAAGAAACUUAUGUUCUACUGCUGAUCAUUGAUUUCCUCCCUCCUAGGACAGUUAUUUCCGGGGCUCCCGAAUAAUCAGUUAGUUGUCCGGAUUAACGGAGAGAUGUCCAAAUGUAGCACCAGCUUAUCACCCUAGAUCAUAGCUUCUUCUUUUUUAUUUCAAGUGGGCUAAUCAAGUCAUUUCAAGGUUAAUGUCGGGGUAGCUCAGAUCAAUGCAACAUGUAGAAAGUCCUUAAUCCAAGAAAAUCAAGUUGCUGCUCA